This is a messenger RNA of Polyodon spathula (Mississippi paddlefish), 729 nucleotides long. RefSeq names its product hairy and enhancer of split-related protein helt-like. The coding region runs from base 1 to 729 and encodes 242 amino acids. Gene Ontology annotation, cellular component: nucleus. Gene Ontology annotation, biological process: anterior/posterior pattern specification; regulation of neurogenesis; regulation of transcription by RNA polymerase II. Gene Ontology annotation, molecular function: RNA polymerase II cis-regulatory region sequence-specific DNA binding; DNA-binding transcription factor activity, RNA polymerase II-specific; protein dimerization activity. Lineage: Eukaryota; Metazoa; Chordata; Actinopteri; Acipenseriformes; Polyodontidae. The record is from RefSeq and is a predicted model, not a curated record. The transcript has 4 exons.
AUGUCCUCCAAGACGAAGGAGAGCAAGGUGAAAGAGCGCAAGAAGGCUCCAGUUUCGCACAAGGUGAUUGAGAAGAGGAGGAGAGACCGCAUUAACCGGUGCCUUAAUGAACUUGGCAAAACCGUACCAAUGGCUCUUGCAAAGCAGAGCUCUGGUAAGUUGGAGAAAGCAGAGAUCCUGGAGAUGACAGUGCAGUAUUUAAGAGCCCUUCAUUCCGGUGACUUCCCCAGGGGAAGUGAAAAAGGAGAGUUGUUGGCAGAGUUUGCAAACUAUUUCCACUACGGCUAUCACGAAUGUAUGAAGAAUCUAGUUCACUACCUGACCACAGUUGAGAGGAUGGAGACAAAAGACACCAAGUACGCCAGGAUCCUGACUUUUCUCCAGUCAAAGUCCCGUUUUGUCACGGAACCAGUGUUUGGCCCACUAGGCGCCUUGCCUGACCCCUCAGAGUUCUUGUGCCAGCUUCACUCGACAACCGACUUCCAAAGUCACAACCUGAGUGACUCUGUUUUUCAGCAAGGACCAGGACACUUUUCAUGGCACAGUUCUGCACGGACCCCAGCCAAACCUUAUUUAACAAAUGCAGCUGUGCCAGUGACAACGCCUGUACAGCAAUUCGGCAGCUAUUUGUCGCCCGUGCAAGGACUUGACAACCAUUAUAUAAACUUCGUUGGACACUCCCAUUCAAACGCGUUCAGCCUGCAGAGUGCACAAUAUGCUGCCUUGUGA